UGGUUCAAGUACUUCCUACUCCGUGGAAACAACGUUUGGGAUUGAGUCGAGGAUCCUCCUGCCAGUAAACUCCACCUUGGUGUGUAUUAUUUUACACUGUGGCAGCUCCUAUCAGGCAUGAAUAGACUUGGGUGGGUGUUUCGCGCAUGUGCAGUGCGCUCUAUCCUCCGAUCAGUGCGGCAGGAAAAGCGCAGAGGAGACGCCGCGGAGACAGAGGGGGAAGAGGAGGAAAACAGUUAGAAAAGAAAAGGGAGGACAACAUGGACACAGGCAGGCUCUCCGGGUCAUGCGUGGAGCUGUCCUCCGGUGUUGGGCUGUAGCCUUCCUCCGCCGCCGCACAGCUGCUCCGUCGCGUCGGACAACCGGAGGAUAAUAAUGUCAGGGAAUGGAGGAAAUCUUCAGAAAUCCUGCUCGUAAACGGCGCCGUGCUGUCAGGGUUUGAGGAUAAUACUGAAACACAAGGACACAAAACUGAGGAUGGUGCUCAUGUAACCGAGGAGCGCCCUUUGGAACUCGUCGUGCUCUCCAACAUCAGGCCACGCUCAAAGUUUUUUUUUUUCUUUUUUCUUUUUUUCUCCCCCCUUUUUUUUUUUUCCAGGAGAAGGGGAAAUUUUUUGCUGCAUUGAAUUCCUCUGGACGGGAUGUCAUCCGCAGUCGGGAGGAAUUCUUCUGGCUGACUCCGCUCGUCCAGCUGCAGUGUAGCGGGAUCCCGACAGAGAAAAGAUGGGAGAUGCGCCAGAUGACAGAGACAUGAGACGGACCUUCAUCGUCCCUGCCAUCAAGAGCUUCGAUCACUAUGACUUUACCAGGGCCAAGAUAUCAUGCAGCCUGACGUGGCUGGUGGCCAAAGCUUUCGGCUCGGAUGCGGUACCAGAGGAGCUGGCUGAGCCCUUCUACAGGGACCAGUACAACCAGGAGCACCUGAAGCCUCCGGUGGCCUGCCUUCUCCAGUCUGCAGAGCUCUACUGCCGGGCGGGGAGCCUGAUCCUCCGCAGUGAUGCCGUCAAACCUUUACUGGGGCACAACGCUGUCAUCCAGGCCCUGGCCCAGAAAGGCCUGUACGUCACCGACCAGGACCGACUGGUCACAGAGAGAGACCUGACCAGCACACCUAUACACAUGAGUUCCCAUCUGGCGCUCAUAGACACUCUGAUGAUGGCAUACACAGUGGAGAUGGUGAGUGUGGAGAGGGUGAUGUCCUGCAUUAACAGAUACUCCUCCGUUGAACCCUCACACAGUGAUGGACACAUCCAGGAGCUGCCUUAUGACACAGAGGAUGCAAUCACCACCUGGAUCAACAAGGUGAAUAAACACCUAAGGGACAUCCUCGUGGAGGAGCAGAAGCUGAGAGAAACUUCCUUCCAGGAUUCAAACACAGCAACACACAAAGCUCGCUACAGGAGGGAGCAUGCCCAGCAGAGGAGCGCUCCAUCACUCCCCCUGGUGGAGAACCUGCUGAAGGACAACACAGACGGCUGCGCCCUGACAGCCCUGCUGCACUUCUACUGCCCACAGGCCGUCAGACUGGAAGAUGUCUGCCUCAAGGAGACCAUGUCACUGGCUGACAGUCUGUACAACCUCCAGCUGGUGCAGGAGUUCUGCAAGAACAACCUCAACCACUGCUGCCACUUCAGCCUGGAGGACAUGCUCUACACACAUGCAUCCAUAAAGAGUAAUUAUCUGGUGUUUAUGGCUGAGCUCUUCUGGUGGUUUGAAGUGGUUAAACCCUCAUUUGUACAGCCCCGAGUCUUCGACCCAAAUGCCUGUGAGCCGUUGUCUUCUAGAAAUAUGGCUCCUGUAUCCAGUCCAGUCAAACAGAGCUAUGCAGACAGACCUGACAGCCCAGAGAACACCCCUGUUGAGGGAGUAAUGAAGAGAUCUACCUCCAUGUCCUACGUGGAUGGCUGUGUUGGGACAUGGCCCAAAGAAAAACGCUCCUCCUCUCGGGGAAUCUCCUUUGAGAUUCCUCUGGACGGAGACCCAACUGUGCCACCCUGUGAAGCUCACUCCCUCAGAGGUAUGACCCGCUCGGCCAGCAGUGACGGUCUUGGGUUCAAAGUUCACUAUGCAUCCCGGGGAGGCAUGAAGCGCCACCUCUCCCUCAUGCCUGUCAAUGUAAAUGGCCAGAGCAGACACAUACUAGAGGAGGAUGAGGACUUCACCUCCCACAAACCCCUGGGGCGAAACAUCACAUUGUCAGUCAAGAACCAAAGCAGGUACUCCAAUGGAGUCCUCCAAGACGGCAACCACAGCUCCAACAAUCACCAUGGAAACCACAGUGGCCACAUCAGCCCAUCAACGCCUCCGAGCAUUGAGGAGGCCCUGAAGAUUAUCCAUGACACCGAAAGGCCCCACGCUAGCCUGGGCGUGGAGGAUGGAGACAAUGCCUUCUUUCUCCACGGUGCGGCGCCUUCGGACCCUCCAGGAGCCCAAGGUCAAGGAGAUGACCUGGGUUCAGCAAAGGCUCAGCUGAAUGACCACGACCCCAACUCUAUGUCCACUGAUGAAGUUGACACGGGCAUCCAUGUGAGGACAGAGGACAUCCAGAGCUUGGAUGAGGACUCCUCCUCACUGAGAGACUAUUCAGAUAUAGACCCAGACUGUGAGGCCAUGACCAGGUCGUGCCCUCUGCCUGAGCAGCCGGAGAGGGAGAGAAACAGGGAAGGAGGGCGGAAAGGGUUUGGUGACACUAAUCCUGGGGGUGACAGGGGAGAUGGAGGUGACAGGAGCAGCCCCUGUUCCAGCUUAGCACCCACACUCCCCAGAUCUCACAGCGUCAGCCCUGCCUCGUCCUCUGGUGGCUCUGGAGGAGGCAUGGUGCGGAUGACGAGCUUUGCUGAGCAGAAGUUCAGGAAGUUGGAGGGGAGGAGUAGUGGAGGAACCACGCCAGAGAGUUCAGAUCUCAAUGUACCAUAUACAAACUUGAGUAAAAACAUUUCUCCUCAGAUCUCUACACCUCCUUUGCCGAUCACAUCUCCCUCCCCAGUAACACCUUCCCCCAGAGACCCCUCCAACCUCAUAGCCUCAGAGAUGAUCCAACUGAGGAUGAAGCUGGAAGAGAAACGCAGAGCCAUUGAAGCCCAGAAGAAGAAGGUGGAAGCAGCUUUUACUCGCCAUCGCCAGAGGAUGGGCAGAACGGCCUUUCUAAAUGUUGUGAGAAGGAAAGGAGUCACCGCCCCCCUCAGCCCGAGCUCAGGGGGAGCACAAACACCUUCCCCAGAGCCACUCACAUCCUCAAAGGAAAGCAGCAUGUGCAACAUGGAGCGGGCAGAGAGGUGCAAACCAGAUGGAGCAGCUCCGAAAUCCCCCUGUGAAGAUGGUGGAGGUGUUGGUCCAGGAGAAAUUGACGUUGCAGAAUACACACGCUCCAUUGAGAGACUGAACACGUCACUGGGCUUCCUGCAGACAGAAAUGCAGCGUUUGGCCCAGCAGCAGGAGAAGAUCAUGGCCAUGAGAGAGCAACAACAAACCUGGGUCAUUCCUCCUCCUGCUCCAUCUCCGCACAGGCAGCUCCGUGAGUUGCGUAGCAGUAGUGUGACAGGCCGAGGCUCGGUCGGGUCUUUGUCUCCCAUCCUGUCUUCUUCCGGGUCUCCCCGCGCUCCCAAUCGUUCCCCAGCUGGCAUCAAGCGGCGGCCAGCCUCCUUCCAUGCCAGGACGCCUCGGACUCCACGACCAAAUGAUCUGAAAGUCACCCCCUUCCGCCGAAUGCUCAACACCCCCACUUCAGUGGACAGCUUACCAAGACUGAGGCGUUUCACCCCCAGCCAAACCCAGCUCAGCUCUUCUGCCUACUUGGGCCAUGAUGAGGGGUCUCGGGAAAGCAAGAACCAAGAGGCCAAGGACAACAGAGAAAACACCAAAGACAAAGAAGAGAAAGUGGCAAAGAAGAGUGCUGGCACUCCUCAGCCUCCGACUAAAGCAGCCAAAGAGAAGGAAGAUGAGCGACAGGAGGAGAGGAGAGAGGCAGAGCAGGCUCAGUCGAAGGGUGAAGUCAAACAAUCGAGGACAUCAGAGGUGUUGUGUCAGCCGGUGUCUGAGAUCCAAGGGGCCGCAGGCAGCCGGGUCAAAGGAGACCCACAGGACAGGAGAGACCUGGUAGAGGUGCCUCUGUCUGGGCUGAAGCCUCCAGAAGGCCACAGUCGGGAGAUGACAGGAGAAGGAGAAGCCGGAGGAGAUGACCAAAAGAUGUGCUGUGGAUUCUUCUUCAAGGAUGAUGCGAAAGGGGAAGAGGACAUGGCAGCAAAGAAAGCAGCACUUCUGGAGAAGAGGCUGAGGAGGGAGAAGGAGGCUCAGGAGAAGAAGCAUCAGCAGGAGCUGGACCUGGAGCAGAAGAGGGAGUCUGCACGGCUGAAAGCAGAGGAGGAGCAGCAAAAGAAGGAUGAAGAGAAGGCCAGGAGGGAAUACAUCAGGAAUGAGUAUUUGAGGAGAAAGCAGCUCAAACUGAUGGAGGACAUGGACGAAGUAAUCAAGCCUCGAUCUGGAAGUCUCAAGAAGAAGCCACGUCCCAAGUCCAUCCACAGGGAUGUCAUGGAGUCAUCUACUCCCCCUGUGAGAGCAACAGGGGUGCGUCCUCGAGGCUUCUCAGUAUCUAGUUUUUCUUUGGCAUCUCUCAAUCUGGCUGACAACGAUAGAGACCAGCCAGAUAACAGGAAGAACAGCAGAGGCAAUAAAAUAGCUUCUGCACAUAUCCCGUUCUUUCUAAGCUCGCCCAAAGAAAGAAAGGGAAGGCCAGAGUCUGCAGAAGGUUUUUCUUCUUGUCCUUCGGCUGGGAGUCGUAAUGGAGAAAAGGAUUGGGAAAAUGAUUCUACCACCUCCUCCACUCCCUCCAACAAUGAGUACACAGGACCCAAACUUUACAAGGAGCCCAGUGCCAAGUCCAACAAACACAUCAUCCAGAAUGCCCUGGCUCACUGCUGCCUGGCUGGCAAGGUCAACGAAGGGCAGAAAAACAAGAUACUUGAUGAAAUGGAGAAAUCCGAAGCCAAUAACUUCCUGGUGUUGUUCCGUGACGCUGGAUGCCAGUUCAGGUCUGUGUACACCUACUGCCCCGAGACCGAAGAGAUCACCAAACUAGCCGGCAUCGGGCCCAGGAGCAUCACGGCCAAGAUGAUUGAGGGCCUCUACAAGUACAACUCAGACAGGAAGCAGUUCAGCCAGAUCCCAGCCAAAACCAUGUCUGCCAGUGUGGACGCCAUCACCAUCGCCAGCCAUCUGUGGCAGACCAAGAAGCAGGGGACGCCCAAAAAACUGCACCCUAAGUAGUGCCAGAUGGUUGGGCAACACAGAAGAAUUUGUGGAUUUUACUUUUUCAUUAAAGGGACAUGUGGUCCCACUGUUAUAAAUCACAACUGGAAUGUAGAACACAAGUGGGCCUCUCAGACGUUGUUGUUACAAUACAGAGCUGACUGUUACACUCUGGACUACUUAAAAGGGGCACAAGUGUGUACUUGUCAGCAUGUGUAUCAAUGUUCUUGUGUGCCAAAAAAAAGAGAAGAAAAUAAUAGGCGGACCAAUGCCUUACCUAGUUGAACCACUGAAGCACUGAAUGUCACGCCUCUGAAAGAGGCAGUUUGGUUUCUAUAAGUUGAUCAUGUGUGGCCUUAUGCUUGUUUUGUGUCAUAUGGGUGCGCUGUGAGUGUUGGUGUCAUUUUGUCAGCGCCUGUUGAAAAAGUCUGUGUUGGUACCGGAGAGGUUGUGCGUACACACAGAUCUGGGAUCAGAUUACGCCCCCUCCAUGGUCGUUAAAAGGGUGGCCUGUCUGAUCUGCGAUCAGGUAGAGGCAGCAUUUUUUGCUGCUAUACAGGCAUGUGUUUUUUUUUUUUUUUUUUUACAUGUGAACUGAAAAACUUCUGAACAGUUCAAAAUUGUGUAUGUGUGUGCAUAGUGAAGUGCCAAGAAGAGUGAGGAAAAUACCUCAGUUGGCGAUUGCACUUACUUUACAAAAGUGUCAAGUGAUGAGAUUAUUGUGCAAACGGAGUAACAUCAAACAAUUAUGGAAAGCACCUGCAAUAGACUCUUAAUUUAUUAUUGAAGAUAUUUUAAAGAGGCAUCUUAGAUUUUAUUCAGAGAAACAUAAUAUACAAUACGUAUAUAAGUUAAAUUAGUUUGUAUAUAAUGGCAGUUCCAUUCAAAAUGAACAAGUCAGCUUGUAGUAGCUUUUCAGUAGCUUUUAUAAUUUAUCAUGUACCUGUAUUAGUCUGUUGUCAUUUGGGGCCUUUUAUUGUGCUACAAAUGCAAAAAGUGUGAUCACUCAACAGUAUUACUGAUAAAACUAUCAUCAGUAUUAGAAUAGACGGAAAUCCCACACUGUGUCAUCAGUCUGUGCAAUGAUCUAAGAGUAAUUUAACUAAUCACCACUGACCGUGUUGAAGUUGGAACUAAAUACUAGAUACUCCAAAUGUCACUUUAAUGUGGAUAUUGUCUUAACCAUUAGGUCUCAAUUACCCUCAAAGUAGUCCACAAUUGUACAUAAAUGAAUUCACUUACGAUAGCACAUCAAGACCCUGUCCACUGUCGUUAAGUCUAAUCAAAGAUGUUCCCUCUUCAGGACUGUCCCGCUUGUUACUUUACUUUUACAUUACUGUUACAUUUGUUAUCAUAUGUUCCUUUAAUAUUAGUUGACACUGUACAGAUAUAUUUUGGCAUAUAGAAGUAUUUUUUGUAGCGACCUUUACCUGGUAGAGGUGCGUACUGAUGAAGCAGUGCAGUUGUGGAAUGAAGUGUGUUGAGAGCAAAGUGUAGCCAAGGAGGCAAUGUAUAUAAAGUCUUAAUGAGGCUUUAUUGUGGUAUUGUAUGAAAUCCAGUAAGUAAACUGAGAAAAUCAUACUAUUUUUUCCAACUCUGAAUCCAUUUUCUUUUUAGUUAACUAAAUAUUCUCAACUGUUCAUGGAUUUUUGUUGUUUUUUUAUCCUUUGAGCUUUAUUAAAAU
This is a messenger RNA of Xiphias gladius (swordfish), 6928 nucleotides long. It is a transcript of the gene camsap2b, whose product is annotated as calmodulin regulated spectrin-associated protein family, member 2b. The transcript has 22 exons. Gene Ontology annotation, biological process: cytoplasmic microtubule organization; neuron projection development; negative regulation of microtubule depolymerization. The record is from RefSeq and is a predicted model, not a curated record. The coding region runs from base 724 to 5262 and encodes 1512 amino acids. Gene Ontology annotation, cellular component: microtubule minus-end. Lineage: Eukaryota; Metazoa; Chordata; Actinopteri; Istiophoriformes; Xiphiidae. Gene Ontology annotation, molecular function: spectrin binding; microtubule minus-end binding; calmodulin binding.